AUGACUGCGUCGAACUCACCACCAAUGAUUCUCCUUAGCGGCGCAACCGGCUAUGUCGGCGGGUCUGUCCUCCACCACCUCCUCAAGCACCCCUCUCUCACCUCCACGAUCUCAUCUUCCUCUCCGAUCACUGUCCCAAUCCGCGGCAGUCAAGAACGUGCAGCAAAUCUCACGAAAGCAUAUGGCCCGCGUGUUAAGCCUGUCUCCAUCGCCUCCUACGACGAUACUUCAGCCUUAACAGCUCUUGCCUCCGAGCACGAUAUCGUGAUCAACGCAGGCUCAGGCUUUCAUCCUCCCUCGGCAGAGGCUUUCGUCCAAGGUCUUGAUAAACACAAGGAUCGGAACGGAGGCCGACCUGUCUGGGUGAUCCACACCUCGGGGGCGUCCAACAUCGCGGACAAACCCUUGACUGGAGUCAACAGGCCAGAUACUGAAUAUGAAGACACCUUUGCCGAGAAAGUGUACGAAUUCGAAGAAUCUGAGAACGCGAAGGAUCCAUACCCUCAACGAACUGCAGAAUUGGAUGUGCUCAGAAGUGGGGACAAGCUCGGCGUGAACGCAGUCAGCAUCCAGUCGCCAUGCAUCUUUGGGCCUGGAUCAGGACUCUUCAAUAAAGCGGGCUUAAUGAUUCCCAUCAUGAUGGGCUACGUCCUUCGAAACGGCUAUGGGUUGACGCUGGGCGAUGAGACGGGCUGCAUUGAUUACGUUCAUGUGUCUGAUCUCGCGGACCUCUACGUUCUUUGCGUGUUAGACAUUGUCGAGCGCGCCGGUGUCAAUGUGCCGAGGGGCAAGAAGGGGAUUAUGUUUCCCACAGUGGGGAGGACAUUAACGAUUGAUAUCCCUCGAAAGUGUCUCGAUAUCGCGUUUGCGACAGGAAAUCUUCCCAAGGAAGGAGGGCCGCAGAAGAAAAUUGUGAGAAAUGUCAGCCUUGAGGAGGCGGCAGAGACGUGCGCUGGCAAUAUGGAUGUUGCUGAGACUGGGUAUGCUGGACAUCGCAAGACGAAGGGGACUGUGGCGAGAGAGAAACUCGGAUGGAAGCCGAUUCACGGGGAGGAAGCAUGGUGUGAAGACUUUGAGACGGAGUUGAGAGCUGCUUUGCAUGGACAGAGGCCGUAUACGAUGGGAAAUUGUAUCGCUGGCACAAAGUAA
This is a messenger RNA of Colletotrichum godetiae, 1149 nucleotides long. RefSeq names its product NAD dependent epimerase/dehydratase. The coding region runs from base 1 to 1149 and encodes 382 amino acids. The transcript has a single exon. NCBI's taxonomy places the organism in Eukaryota, Fungi, Ascomycota, Sordariomycetes, Glomerellales, Glomerellaceae. The record is from RefSeq and is a predicted model, not a curated record.